Setaria italica (foxtail millet) is the source of this 384-nucleotide messenger RNA. RefSeq lists its product as uncharacterized. NCBI's taxonomy places the organism in Eukaryota, Viridiplantae, Streptophyta, Magnoliopsida, Poales, Poaceae. Bases 1 to 384 code for a protein of 127 amino acids. The record is from RefSeq and is a predicted model, not a curated record. The transcript has a single exon.
AUGGCGGAUUUUGAGAUUUCUUAUCAUGCCAUCCUCGAAAGACUAGCAUUGGCCAAGUUCAUGGCCAUCCCGCAUUAUGUGUAUUUAGUACUUAAGAUGCGGGGUCCCAAGGGAGUCCUCUCCCUCCGUGGAGACUUGAAGAAAUCAUACGAGUGCGAUAAAGAAGCUGUCAAGUUAGCCACAACUUCUCAAGUGCCCAAUUCAAUGCAACAAGUCUUCGCUGCCUCAAAAAAGCUCUCCCUGGCCGAACUCGAAAUUCUAGAGAACAAGUUGGGGGCUACCAAGGUCAAGCCGACAAGUGACAUGGACAUCAAAGCCAUUGACCUCGAGACUGGCGACACCUCCAAGAUAGCCCUAAUCGGUUCAGGGUUGGAUCCUAAAUAG